AUGGCAGGUUUAAAGUUCAAUUUGGUGGUUAUUAUGGCGCUCAUGCUUGCAUCUGAGCAAUUUCACGGCACGACAGCUCAAACUACUCAUGUGGUCGGAGAUGCCUUGGGAUGGAAUAUUCCUCCCAACGGACCUUCUGCUUACACCACGUGGGCAUCAGGUCAGACCUUCAGUGUUGGCGAUGUUCUUCUCUUUAACUUCACCACCGGAUUCCAUAACGUUGCUGAAGUGUCACAGGCGGCGUACGCCCCAUGCACCACCGCCAACCCCAUCUCAAUCGCCACCACCGGCCCCGCUAGAGUCACCUUGAACGCACCUGGCACUCACUAUUACAUCUGCACCGUUGGCACUCAUUGCCAAAUUGGUCAAAAGUUAACCAUCAAUGUCUCCGCUGUGUCUACCACCCCUGCUCCAACACCAACACCCACCACUCCCGCACCGGUUUCUCCACCGACCGCUACCCCUACUCCCUCCACUACAACCCCACCACCAACAUCCUCCCCUGCCCCUUCCUCCGAGGAAGGCAACCCAAUAUCACCACCUACCUCUGGCCAAUCUCCCUCAGGGAGUAACGCCCCUUCUCCCACGGAUAACACCAUUAUACCACCACCAUCACCAAGUUUUGCUCCAUCUUUCACCGCCGUGGUACCCUUCACUUUCUUGGCAAUCGCUUUAGCUUUCUUUUACUAG
This is a messenger RNA of Lactuca saligna, 690 nucleotides long. The record is from the annotation of a GenBank genome assembly. NCBI's taxonomy places the organism in Eukaryota, Viridiplantae, Streptophyta, Magnoliopsida, Asterales, Asteraceae.